AAGCGGAAGUACCCACGCUGUGCUGCGUCCUGAUUGGUCCGACGUGUGGCGCCUGCUUUGUUAGAUUGAUCCAUGCUAACAUACUCCCUUUGUUGUGAUUAACCGUUUAGCGGUUGUGUUUCUGCUUUAAUAACUUAUAUUAAGAUUGUUGCCGUUGAGAUAAUCCAAACCAUGAGUGGCGGAGUGUAUGGAGGCGAUGAGGUGGGAGCUCUGGUGUUCGACAUUGGCUCAUACACUGUAAGAGCUGGCUAUGCAGGAGAAGACUGUCCCAAGGCGGACUUCCCUACGGUGAUAGGCGUGACCCUCGACCGAGAGGAUGGCAGCACGCCAAUGGAGACGGAUGGUGAAAAGACCAAGCCGAGUGGCACCACCUACUUUAUUGAUACCAACCAGCUGAGGGUACCCCGGGAGAGCAUGGAGGUCAUGUCUCCGCUCAAGAAUGGCAUGAUUGAAGAUUGGGACAGUUUUCAGGCCAUUUUGGAUCACACCUACAAGAUGCACUUCAAGUCUGAGCCCAGCCUGCAUCCAGUGCUCAUGUCAGAAGCAUCGUGGAACACACGAGCAAAAAGAGAGAAACUAACAGAGCUGAUGUUUGAACAUUACAACAUUCCUGCCUUCUUCCUCUGCAAAUCCGCUGUACUGUCUGCCUUUGCCAAUGGGCGAUCUACAGGCUUGGUCCUGGACAGCGGAGCCACGCACACCACAGCCAUUCCAGUGCAUGAUGGCUACGUCCUGCAGCAAGGCAUUGUCAAAUCGCCCCUGGCUGGAGACUUCAUGAGCAUGCAGUGUAGGGAGCUGUUUCAAGAGUUAAAUGCUGAAAUAAUCCCCCCGUACAUGAUUGCAUCAAAGGAUGGAGUGAGAGAGGGAUCAGCAGCCAGCUGGAAGAAAAAAGAGAAACUACCUCAAGUCACCCGCUCAUGGCACAACUACAUGUGUAACUGCGUGAUCCAGGACUUCCAGCAAGCUGUGCUGCAGGUGUCAGACUCUCCAUAUGAUGAACAGAUUGCUGCACAGAUGCCCACAGUGCAUUACGAGCUGCCCAACGGCUACAACGCUGACUUUGGAGCUGAGAGGCUGAAGAUCCCCGAGGGGCUCUUUGACCCCUCCAAUGCCAAGGGCCUGUCUGGAAACACCAUGUUGGGAGUCGGCCACGUUGUGACGACCAGCGUGGGAAUGUGUGACAUCGACAUCCGGCCGGGUCUUUAUGGCAGUGUGGUGGUGACUGGAGGAAACACGCUCAUUUCGGGCUUCACAGACCGACUGAACAGAGAACUCUCCCAGAAAACCCCUCCGAGCAUGAGGCUGAAGCUGAUCGCCAACAACACUACAGUGGAGCGCCGGUUCAGUGCCUGGAUAGGAGGCUCCAUCCUGGCAUCACUCGGAACCUUCCAGCAGAUGUGGAUCUCCAAACAGGAGUACGAAGAGGGAGGAAAGCAGUGUGUAGACAGGAAGUGCCCUUGAUUUGUUAUCCAGCCCCUCCAUCACUGUCAUUUUUUCCAUAAGCUCAACAUCAUGAGUCACCCAACCUUGACCCUGGACUCAGGAACGACCACAGAUGAUCACUCUUGUUUUGUAUGAUUUGUUUUAAAAAAAUAUCUUAGUCUGUCUGAGAUUUUGAAAUCAGACAUCUGCAAAGUAAACUGUUGCUAUGAUGAAAUGAGGUUUUCUUUCCUUUGUUUAUCUCUUUACAGCCAUUUUGUUACCUAAUCUUUACAUUGUGUUUUGUAGAAACACUCCAUCUUUAUAGAAAAAACUAAUUGUCUGACAUUGACAAAAACAAAAUUUGAAGGUAAACUUUGGGUGAUGUGUAUUUGGAGGAACAACCUUUCAGUUUGGGGUGAAUGAUGUCUUCUGUUCACAAGCCUUUCUUUGUGUAGUCAGUACGAUCGUCAGAGGCCAGACAGUUCUGGCCUCUGCUUAUUGGUGUCAAGUCAUAUAAACCUGUAUUUAAUUUUCACUUUGCUUGUCAUUGGCCACAUAUGGUGUUUUAAAAAUAAAGUCAGUUUUUGUUAAAUAUG
This is a messenger RNA of Trematomus bernacchii (emerald rockcod), 2018 nucleotides long. It is a transcript of the gene actl6a, whose product is annotated as actin-like 6A. Lineage: Eukaryota; Metazoa; Chordata; Actinopteri; Perciformes; Nototheniidae. Bases 172 to 1461 code for a protein of 429 amino acids. Gene Ontology annotation, biological process: nervous system development; regulation of transcription by RNA polymerase II. Gene Ontology annotation, cellular component: NuA4 histone acetyltransferase complex; SWI/SNF complex. The record is from RefSeq and is a predicted model, not a curated record. Gene Ontology annotation, molecular function: chromatin binding. The transcript is spliced from 14 exons.